AGAUCGAUUUCACCACCGGCCUCGUCUGAUCUGGCAGGUCGCAAAUCGUUUCCUGAAUCUGACUCCUCCCCUCCCUCCAAUUCCGGUUCCAACGCUGAGAUUUUGCAGGGCGCGAGAGGUCAUCCGACGACGCAGCGGGGAUGUCUAAUAAGCGCCGGGGACAUGAUGACCAACGUCAACAUGCCGGCGGCGGCAGUGAAAAAAGGCCGCGGCGGCUCAAGCAUCUGUACCUUGUGUUGGAUGACUGGGCCAAGGGGUACAGCAUCCACAAGAUCCAAGCCGACAGCUUCGACUCUGGCUCUGACUCUGAUGACCAGCACAGCGGCGCUGCCCGGCACCUCCCGGAGCCUCCGGCCCUGCGGUUAGAGUGCCCGGUUGGCCCUGUGCCUCAUUCCGGCAUGUCGUUCUCUGCCUUGGGCACCAAGAUCUUUACCUUCAUGAACCAGCGAUGCAGCCUCAUCUACGACCCCAAGACGGCCGCUCUGGCGAUUGGCGCCCAUGCCCCUGCUGACAUGGUCUGUGGCUUCGGCAUCACCGUGGUUGUUGGUGAGAUGCUCUAUGCAUUAUCUUGCCACUUUCGCGAGAAACAACACUCCUUUGGGGUCAUGUCAUGGGGGUCCACCACGUCGGAUGCGCUGCAACAACCAACCGAGGGCUGGUCCUGGAAGACUCUGCCGCCACCACCGCCAACGUUCCACCGCCGCGUCAACUCCUAUGCGCUACACCCGGAUGGAUGCACCAUCUUCAUGACAACGGCUAACGACAAAGGUCGCCUCGGCACCUACUCAUUCAACACCAAGGAUUCUGUGUGGGGAUGGCAUGGGGAAUGGGCCUUGCCAUUCAUCGGCCAAGCUAACUUUGACAGCGAGCUCAACGCUUGGGUUGGCCUUCAGCGGGAUGGCUACAUCUCUGCUUGCCAAGUUGCCUCCCCAGCUACCACAUUACGACUCCAACGCUCCAGCUGGACUGCCAGACAACCAAGGAGAAGUUGUUCUACAAGGACCGGCAGAGGCACAUGGGAGCCUCUCAGCUAUUUGGGCACGAACAAAUUCUGCCGCGUCCAGUGCGUGGAACGGGAGGGAGUGGAGGAGGGGCUGGCUCUGGGAGACCACGAUGACUAUGUGCUCCUCCACAUCACCAUAUUUGGCCUCAAGUACAAUCACAAGGGAGAGCUGCAGAUCGCAGAUCAACGCUCCACGCGCUCCUUCAUAGUAUCGGUAUAA
This is a messenger RNA of Triticum dicoccoides, 1223 nucleotides long. RefSeq lists its product as uncharacterized. The transcript has 2 exons. The record is from RefSeq and is a predicted model, not a curated record. Bases 141 to 1223 code for a protein of 360 amino acids. NCBI's taxonomy places the organism in Eukaryota, Viridiplantae, Streptophyta, Magnoliopsida, Poales, Poaceae.